This is a messenger RNA of Neurospora hispaniola, 1026 nucleotides long. RefSeq lists its product as uncharacterized. The transcript is spliced from 3 exons. Lineage: Eukaryota; Fungi; Ascomycota; Sordariomycetes; Sordariales; Sordariaceae. The record is from RefSeq and is a predicted model, not a curated record. The coding region runs from base 1 to 1026 and encodes 341 amino acids.
AUGGCUUUAUAUCACGGCUACCCCAUUCUGGAGUCUUUUGAAUCUUUUAUCUGUGACGCGGUUGACCCCUCGCCCGUUCUUUCCCAUCAACAAAGCCGUGUUCCAUGGGCUUCUUACUUCUGCAUCAUCAUCACUCCACGAAUUCUCAACCAUAACACUGCACAAACGCGAGCGUACAUCCCCGUUGUCUACGCCUUAUAUCCCUACGCUUAUUCUCCUUUGAACAAGAUAACCAUCAGAAGUUUCGUACGCACAAUCUUCAGCAAACAACGACCUACUAAAGGCCACAAGACCAAACCGAAGCCCGGAAUGUGUCUGCGGGUGCUAGUUCUUUAUCAAUGUGGAUGUAACGCGACCCGAACCAUACCAGAAUACCCUGAUCAAACCUACGAAAUAUGGUCUUGCCAUGGGUACAUACCUUCCUGCUACCUGUUUCAAGGGAGCCACCGCUUGUCUUGCGUUUACAUCCUCGCUAACGACUGUGGCCGACCGACCUGCAAAGCCGUGAGAAACUAUUGGGGCUGGCGAGUCCAUCAUGGGCUCUCUCAUGAGGCCACCUGGCGGUUAUUCGUCCAAUUUUAUGACCGUUGGUAUGCCGCCGGUGCCAACGACCAAGCCUUACCCGUAGCUGUUAACCAUCCACACGAACUUGCCCCCCAUCGAUGGGACUACAGAUACCCCCGUUACGACCAGCCGGGGUUCCUCUACGCCACAAAUAGGCACUACAGCACUCGGAUGAAGAAUACAGCAGACGCGCCGCAGCCGCCGUGGCCUGUUUUCGAUGUGCCCAACCCGGACCCGGACCUCAGCAUUGACUACGAAAAUUAUCCAACGCUGAACAAGCGAGUACUCGAGGAGGAAGAUCCGCGGCCACUGGGACUCGGACGGGAAGAGGACUUGCAGCCGCCGGCACCCUUGGAGGACGGAAUCCGCCUAGGUCCUCGCCGCCUAACGAUAGGGCAAAUGCACAUGCUCCACUUUUACCAUUUGGAGUGUAGGUUUGAGAUGAGUGGAAGCAACGAGUAG